Messenger RNA from Ornithodoros turicata, 3905 nucleotides. Its product is annotated as inositol polyphosphate-4-phosphatase type I A-like. Gene Ontology annotation, cellular component: cytoplasm. Gene Ontology annotation, molecular function: phosphatidylinositol-3,4-bisphosphate 4-phosphatase activity. Lineage: Eukaryota; Metazoa; Arthropoda; Arachnida; Ixodida; Argasidae. The coding region runs from base 494 to 3862 and encodes 1122 amino acids. The transcript is spliced from 24 exons. The record is from RefSeq and is a predicted model, not a curated record.
UGGCUAGGCUCGAAUCUUUUGCGGCCUUGCGGCUUUGUGAGUUUUGUAUUUUACUUUGGGUAGUUUCGUUGCUGCCGGAUUAAGCAUCAAUUUGUUUGCCAUUUGUGUUGCAAAGUGAAUUUCUUCCUGCCACAAGCCAAUCGGAAACGAAUGCUUCAUCUGAUACACAACACCACAAUAAGUUAUGCGUCUGCAAGCACUUAAAAACUGUCCGUAUCUUGUACUUCCACCGGUGUGUCGUAGAGCAACUUGAAUGAACGACAGCUUUGUAUUUACUGAAGAUAUGCUUCCAUGUAUGCAUUACUGGGCUGAAGACCAGUCUCCUACAGGUCCACUGUAAACUGUCUACUCCUACGACGUCACGUUGUGGACUCCUUCAUCUUUUACGUCUCGCGUAAUUUUUGUCUAUGAAAAAUAUCUCCUACGAGCCUGAUCAUCAUCAGGUUUUAUAGUUACAGGUUUGUGGACCACGCUUCAUGACACUGGCGCACAGAUGCGAUUUAAUGCGAAAGAAAUCGCAGCCGUUGCGUCACAGCCAUCGUACAAGUUUGACAGGGAGGGUCUUCUGCUCAUUAAAGAACGACAAGAAGGACUCUUCAGAAGGAAUGAUUUGUACACGGAACGCUGGUGCAGGCUCAGAGGAAAUCUAUUUUUCUAUUUCAAAGGAAAAGACCAGUGCUCAGAUCCCUUUGGGCUGAUUGUCUUGGAGCACUGCACCGUGAAGAGUGGACCGGACCAAGGGAAUCUCUGUCCCUUCUCUUUUGUGUUCCACGACAGUGAAGAGUGGGUACUGCAAGCAGCGUGCUAUUGUGCUCAGGAGCGGGAAUCCUGGGUAGUUGCACUGCGCGAUGCCAGCUUCAGCUCUGUACGUAGUCAGGUGCAGCUUCUGCGAACACGUCUGAGCGCGCACCAGAGAGAAUCCGACCCAGGGUUGGCAAGACGCCGUUGUGCAACUCCCCGCGUCAAUGAUGCUGAAGCAUGUGCUCUGAAGAAAGACCCCACACGAUUUGAACCUCUGCUGGAACUCAGCCUUGCAUGUGACAACCUGCGUUGUGAUGCCGAUGGUCAACCUCCCAACCCAGUGAUCGUAGUGAUGGUUGGUCGGGCAUUGCAGGCCCUCUGGAGCAAGUUUGCGCAGACUGAAGUCGUACAGCGGUGUAGCAAUCCGUGUUUCUUGACAACUGUUGGGUUCCUCAAGCACCAGGUGAGCCCGAAAGUACGCAUAAAGCUCUGUGUCUACGAUGUCCGUGAGCAAGUGACGGCUACGAGAACUAUGCUGGGAGAAGCUACGUUCACACUGGGUUCCUUGUUGCAGACGAAAAGCAAUUUCCUCCGACUUACAUUAUUGUCUCCGUCCUGUGAAGGUGUUGGAUUUGUCACUGUCGCUGCUCGAGAACUGCAGCCUGAAAUUUGUGAUGUGGAUGCCACCAGGUAUCAGAUACAGGAGCACACAUGGCCAAUGGGCGAGCGACAGCGCAGUUACUCAUUACCUGUGCCUCUGUCUGCCUCCGCACCAUGCCGUGCAACAACUCCUCUUCAUGCACAGUUGCGAGUAGCCUUUGAAAAUCUCUCCUCUCAGACAUAUCGGUUCCACACGGGCUUGGGUGCAGAACUGAGAGUUCACGAAAUUAUGGCAGAAACACGCCUUUCCUUCUCCUUUCCACAGCUACUUCUUAACUUGUGGAUUAAUGAGGAAAAACAGUUGAUGGAAACAGUCACAUUGCUGGGAGAGCUAACUGAGGAAUGGCAUGCACGUCAACUGGGAGCCAUGGAACGUCACCUGCAGCGUAUCAACUGUUAUGCUGAGGCCCUUGAUGCUUUGGCCACGUACCAUGGUCCACAGUUCAAACCCUCCAAGCACAAAGGGAACAGAAAUCUUGAGUUUGUUCCCGUCAACCUCCACCUGCAGCGCCUCUGGGUGCAAAACACUACAAGUCGAAGGACGUCAGUGUACGAUGUCAUCACAGUGGGAGCUUUCACAGCAUACCCCCAUAAAUAUCAACAGGGAGGUCUACAGCGCCUCUUUAGCCAACUCAAGAACAUAAAUGCUACUACUCUGAACAAAGAACUUUCUGGCUGUGCAUUAGGACCAGAUCGUUUGUCAUCUGCGGCGCAAAGCCUGCUCACUUUAGAGCAGCUGAAAGACGACCUCGAAGGCGACGUACGGAGCCUCCUCAAGUUAGCUGAUCUGCAGGAUUCGGCCUCAAUGCUUGUCCUUCUUGACUGCAUCAACAGCAAGGCUAAACAGCUGACCAAUGCGUGCAAUCCUUCUUUGGUUGAAGAAGCCUUAACCGUCUGGGAAAGUGCUAAAAGGAGUCUAAAUCGAAGCACACCAGCUGCCCCUCAGCAGAAUACACGUCAAUAUGACGAGACGCUCGACCUCUCUCUGAGGAAUGUGCGCAGAGCGAAGUCUGCCUCUCUGCCUCGUGAGUUUGCCAUGCCAGCAUUUCCUGCAGAAUCUGCCUCUCCAAGUGAUGAAGAUGCACCCUCGGAUGAUGAAGAGUCGUCUCGAUCAGAUAGGUCAUCUACAGAUGCAGCAGGGGGAAUCAUUGAUUUUCAUCCGAUGAAGUCUCAAUUACGAAAGUCUGAAUCCACCUACUCGGCAGAUGACCCAAAGUUUUUGUGUCUUUCGGAAGAAUUUGAACCGCUGGAUCUAACCCACCUGAACAUCCGAGCAAGCAUCAUGUGCAUGGGCAGCAAAGUGCAGCAUUUAGCCACAGGGAGCAGUGCCAGCCUCUCACCUGAAGAAGAUCCUGGAACCCCCUGCACGCCAUUGGGAGAGCUCUCCCCGUGGGCAGCAGAGCUCAUGCCAAGCAUUCGCAAGCUAAGGCAAGCUGCAGGGUGCCUGCAGAGGGUUGCUCGUCUCACAUAUGCACUGCAUUCACUCAAGGAGCCACCCCAAGCAGCAGCACUGAGCUAUGCUGUCCGGUACCGACGGGAUGUCUGUUUUUCUCAUGCUCUGACAGCACUGGUGAGUGCUUUGAUGGCCAAGCUAUGGUGCCAGCAGCCUGACCCCAUAUGGGUACAUGCACUGAGUACCUGUGGUGCCCUGGCUUUGUUUGUUGGACUGCUUUCCUGCCACGGCGAUGAAAUGCACAUGCUGGAAGACAUGGUCGCUGCUAUAGAGGAUUUAAGACGUGUUCUCUUCUGGUUAGAGCCGUCCACAAAUGUUUCUAGCCCAAAACCACGUGUUGAAGGAAACAGGGUGUUCCUCUCAGUGAUGAUUCCGGCAUCUGAAGCGGUGAUGAACUUGCUUCCUCACAAGGGAGCCAGCGGGUUCCGUUUCACAGUUACACCAGUCUACCUCAACGUGGGCAUUAACGAGCAGGCGACACUGGCUGAAAAGUUUGGGGACCAAAGUUUCCAAGAGCGCAUCAACUUGGAUGGCACUGCCAUUCUCAAAGACUAUCACAGACGAUUGCAGAAAUGUCCGUAUCCAAAAGGAACUAAUGGAAGUCGGCCACGAGGAUUUUCCUCACAGGAAGUUCCAGUUGCGAACCUGAUUGAUCAGCUGCAGAAUCAAGUGCACUCUCGGAAAAGCAAGAACGUGGAAAUUCUGCACCUUGCUACAGAGGCCUGCCGUCGCAUGCAUGGGUUGCGCUUUACAAGCUGUAAAAGUGCAAAGGAUAGGACUGCAAUGUCUGUCACACUGGAACAAGCCCAAGUACUUGUACAGGAAUUUGGCCUAGACCCUAAAGAAGUGCCCAAAGCAGUGGCCUGCAUGAGGAGCGAAGGGACCCGCCGCCACAACACCUACAAGAAUGUGGGUGUUCGAAAGUAUGCCUUCAACAGUCUGCAACUGGUCACGUUUCCCAGGCAGUACCGUCCACCUCCAGGAACCUUUGGAAAUGUUCAGUCCUAGUUACAGUGUUACAACUAUGAAGUUUCAUUAUAUCUGAACCUUU